Messenger RNA from Hipposideros armiger (great roundleaf bat), 2423 nucleotides. It is a transcript of the gene UFM1, whose product is annotated as ubiquitin fold modifier 1. The transcript is spliced from 6 exons. The record is from RefSeq and is a predicted model, not a curated record. Gene Ontology annotation, cellular component: nucleus; cytoplasm. Gene Ontology annotation, biological process: protein K69-linked ufmylation. The coding region runs from base 109 to 366 and encodes 85 amino acids. Lineage: Eukaryota; Metazoa; Chordata; Mammalia; Chiroptera; Hipposideridae.
CCGAGGGAGACGUGGACUUGAGUGAGGCGGCGCAGUCCCGGGCCCUGCGGCGGAAGUGGGUCUGCUGGGGCCCCUUGGCGUGUGGUCUGUGUUCCUACCGGCCGCACCAUGUCGAAGGUUUCCUUUAAGAUCACGCUGACGUCCGACCCGCGGCUGCCGUACAAAGUACUCAGUGUUCCCGAAAGUACACCAUUCACAGCAGUCUUAAAAUUUGCGGCAGAAGAAUUUAAAGUUCCUGCAGCCACAAGUGCUAUUAUUACCAAUGAUGGAAUAGGAAUAAAUCCUGCACAGACUGCUGGAAAUGUUUUUCUAAAGCAUGGUUCAGAACUGCGAAUUAUUCCUAGAGAUCGUGUGGGAAGUUGUUAAUAUCUGCUCCUUGGAAGAUAGGAUUACCUUUCAAAAUAAAUAUUGGCAUUGUUGUGAAACUGAAAUCAGGCAUUUAAAAUAUUAUGAAAACACCAGUGGCUGAUGACAUAAUGAAAGGUGACUUGACUCUGUGUCUCUUGUUAUUCCCACUCUUCUUGUGAAGAGGGAAUUCUUAGCAUUGAGGGCACCAUCUCCACAGAAGAUCUUAAUCUCUCAUUGCUACCUCACAGCCCACGCAGCUAGUUCAUUUGGAGUAAAUGCAUUAUCCCAGUGUGUUUUAUUACUGGAGGAUGCUUCUGAUCAUUCUUUCUGAGAACAUUUGGAAAAAAUGUAUUGAACCUUUCUCCUUCUCUUUGAGUUAAAAUUUUAAGAAGAGUUUGGAUCAUACAUGGCAGUUUGCUUGACAGCAUCUGACUUGCAGACUCAAAACAUAGUUGAAUUCUUAAUUACAUAUCGUUUAGAUAAAGGAUACGGACAUAUCCAUGAAUCCUUAACUGUCUGAACUUUUUUUUUUUUAAGUUUCAAGUUUCAUGUGUUCAUAUGAAUUUUAAUUGAGUAUCAAGGAGUCAGAAAUUGCAUUUUUUGAUCUAGCCCUUAUAUGUAAAAUCGAUAUCCCACACCACAGAGAAUCCAAUGCUUGUAAUGGUGAGAACUGAAAAUAAAGUGGAAGCAUCCUUUACUGAGUUAUGCAUUCCUUUAUCAUUUCCUUUAAUAUAGCCUUUAAAACAGGAAUCCCCAAGAAACACUGUCUUUCUGAGGCUAUUUCUAAGUAGCAUUCAGGAAGAGAGUAUUGUAAAGGAGACAUAAAGUUCACAACAAAGCUCAAGAAAAUACUAACUGGAAAUGUUGAUUAAUUAUACUCACUGAAGGCCCAACAUUUAAGGAAGUGUUAAGAUUAGUCAAAUGAACAAGGAGCCAGGAAAGGGAAGAUGGGGAAGCACAGGUGACCAGGCUUCUAGUAAGGAGGAAAGGAACAAAAAACCAUGAAGGGGAGCAGAAGGCCAUAGCCGAGUGUCACUGAAAUAGCCAGCUGGGGAGGCGAAAGGGCAGAGGCUUUGUUGGGAGAAGUGCAGGGGAAAAAGACUCAGCAUUGUCGUGAGGAACAGAGGGAAUUGGAGAGAGCAAAGUGUCGGCCAUGUCUACAUACAGAUUUCAGAAUUCCUGAGAAGCUAAAGAAUGAUAGGUGUAAGAGACAAUUUUAUUUGCCCUUACAGAGGAAAUCAAAGUCUAUACAAAUCUUUAAAAAUUAAAUGAAGGCUCAGAGUGAGUCAGAAGCAGUGCCCGAUUAGCUGUGUUCUAGAAGGUGAGCUCUAGAAGGGGUCCUUGAGUCUGCCUUGCUCUUUCUAGACCCGGAAAUGUGGUAGGCUUUCGAUACAUACUUGCUGAGUUUUUCAUGAAUAAAGUAUCUCUAAGACCAAUUUUUAUCUAAGCAUGUUUCAAGAUCUUCCCUAUCAUAGGUCUUAGGUUCAUUGGGGGGAAAAAGUAUAAGGAAAUGCAACAAAAUCAUCAUCUGAAGGGUGACAUUGGUAAUUAAGUUUAAGAAAUUAACCAGAUAUUGUUCCUAUAUUUGACAAAUGAACAGCAGGGUUCUGAAUUAUAAAGGAAAAAAAAAUCUUUGCUGAGGUAGAAAAGCAAAGAUGUUUGGGGAAGUUUUUAUUUUUAUAAAUAAUAUUUGAUGCUCAAAGACCCCCUGGUCCUUAAUAAAUUAAGCCUCAGUUAACCAGAAAUUUAUGAAUACCCAUUCCCUGAAGAUUUUAUUUAAUUUAGAUUCCCCUCCCAUUGUUUCUAGUACAAAAUCUGCCUGCUGUGUUACAUAAAUAAGGUUAUGAUAUUCUGUACCACACAGUAAUUUGUUUAAUAUUUUUGUUUGGUUUUGAAAAUUUUAUUGUAGUAUGUUCUUAAAAACAUUUUCUUAAAGAACUAGACAUUUUGUUAUUAAAUGUGAUCUGUAAGAUUUGUGCAGAAUGUUUUGAAGUAUUGUAUUUCAUUUAAAUGCAUUACUGACACAUAAUAUCUUAUGAAAAUACAUUGUGUUGUACCAUAAACCAUAUUUUCUA